This is a messenger RNA of Verruconis gallopava, 1092 nucleotides long. RefSeq lists its product as uncharacterized. The transcript has 2 exons. Bases 261 to 863 code for a protein of 200 amino acids. Lineage: Eukaryota; Fungi; Ascomycota; Dothideomycetes; Venturiales; Sympoventuriaceae. The record is from RefSeq and is a predicted model, not a curated record.
CCCAACAUCCUUGGGAGGGCAGAACGGAUAUUGCCAGAGCAGUCGGUUGAGCCCUUUGAGGAAAUAAUUAGGAAGGGCUCUUUGCUAAGCUCAACCGAAGGCGAGCGAAGAGAGGAAAUCAAGCAGAGGUCAUAAAAUGAUGGCAAUCUUUCGUGAAGAAGAUGAGGGCACGUACAGGUCUUGGACGCUCGCUCUUUCACGCUGGAAGACUAUUACUCACUUAGCACUUCGCUCGUUCCCGGAAAUUGAGACAAACCACUAUGAAAUUCUCCGCUUUCUUGAUUCUAGCCUCGCUGCUUGGCGGCUCUGGCGUAGUUGUUGCGCAAACAACAACACCGCUCGCAACUGACCUCGCGGGUCUAGUUGGUCAGCUCAACUCUCUCACGGCAGCUUUGGGGCUUACGGGGUCUCUCCCUUUGCCAACCGGCUCGGUCGUGAAUCCAUUUACUCAGCUCGGUCUCCCAUCUGCGCCUUCCGGAGUUCUCCAAGAGCUUUUGACCGGUGUGCCUGCUUCCGUCUACGCAGAUCUCGCAAAUCCUACCUCACGCUCGAGUCUUCAGUCCGAGUUCAAGGCUGGUCACACGCCAGCCUGGUACUCUAGCCUGCCGCCUGAUGCCAAGAGCUACAUACAGGCCGUCCAGACGCAGCUCGCAACAAUGUCGAUCAAUACGGGAGCCCUGUCAUCCAUCAGCCUUGCCUUGAACACAGCAAAGAUCACGGGAACUGGAGCGUCUGCCACGCAGACUGGCACCGCGACUGGAUCCGAAUCGAGUCACACCGUCAAAGGCUCAGGGUCGACCAUCUCCGUGUCCCUUACUGCGGCCUUGGUUGGGAUGGCACUUUUUACCAUUAUCUUGCUGUAAAAUCUCAAGCGGGAUGCAUUCAUCUGGCAGCUGCGCAUUGCUUAGAGGAUAGCGCCCGUUCUUGAUUCGGUCGUGCGUCGAAGAAUGGGGGCUGGUGAGGUGUUGUCCAAAGUUUCGCAGUUGGGCAUGUAAUGAGAAGUCUGUACAUGCGGUAGAGUAGUCUCUGAAAAAUAAAUAAUGUAAAAUUAUACGAUUACGCUGGUAAGUAGUUCUUCUGGGGACACUCAGG